UUCUGCCACCCCCGCUGCUUCCGUCCCUGCCCUCUUCUCCUCUUGUAUCUAAUUCCUUAUGUCUUCUUAGGGCCCCAUCUCCUUUACUUCUAGUCAGUUACAAGUGUUGUUGGCUCUCUGGUAUACUGUUGACAACAAUAACAAUAAUAACUAAUAUUUGCUGAAAUCCGGCUAUGGGCCAGACACUGUGCUAGGUGUUUUAUAUGAAUCAUCUCAUUCAGUCCACCAUCGAGAGAAGUCACAAGACCUAGACUGGUGGUAGUGAGUACAGGGAGGUGGAAAGAGAGACUCUUCAAGGGCACAAGCAGGCUGUUUGUAAGCUGCAGCUCUCUGGAGCCCACCGUUGGGUGGAUAGGGUAGGGUCAGUGGGGUAGGGCUUGGAGGGCUGGCAAAGUCGUCUAGAUUUAAUCACUAUGAAGUAGGGAGGCAUUAUCCAUUCUUGAGCAGGAGAGUGAGUGGGAAGGGGCAGUGUUUGAGGCAGGUGAGUGGGGCAUCUGGAUGGAAGGGAGCAGAGACUGGAGGAUGGUGGCCAGUUAGGAGGCUGUCCCAGCAAUAAGGGCCUGCAGGGGAACCUGGAGAGCCAGACUGGGCCCGCGGCAUCGGAAGAGUGCGUGAAGGAAGCGGGGUGGGUGAGGUUUUUCCAAGGAAAUCUUGACAGGCCACGGUGACCAACCAGGAUUUGGGGGUGGGGGAGAGAAGAUGAGUCAAGGAUGACUCCGGGGUUCAGGCCUCUGUGACCGGGAGAAAGAACUCACCUUGCCAGGGACAGGGGGUUAGAGGAGGAGGCUGGCCUGGGGUGAGGCUGCUGAAUGCACUUUAGGACAUGGCGAGUUGGUGGACCAGUGGGACGUUGAGCCAAAAAUGUCCAGCAGACGGUUGGAAUCUGGGUCCUAGAGAGUGGGCUGGAGCUAAAGGUUUGGGGGAAGUCAGCUUUAUUCAAUUCAAGUAACCCACCAUCAAACCAUAUUCAGUUACAAACACGUACUGAGCAUCAACUACGCACCAGGCACUGCAGCAGAUGUGUUUUUGUGUGUGUGUGUGGUUUUUGUUUGUUUGUUUGUUUGUUUGCCUACACUGUGUGACUUGUGGGAUCUUAGUUCCCCAACCAGGAAAUUGAACCUAGACCCUCAGCAGUGAAAAUGUGGGGUCCUAAUCACUGGACUGCCAGGGAAUUCCCUGCAGUAGAUGUUUCUAUACUUGAUCUCAUUUAAUCCUCACCACAACCCAACAAAGUAGACAUUAUUAUUCCAGUUUGACAUACUGGAAGACAGAAACUAAAGCCCAGAGGGUUUAGGGAUUUAUCUAAGUGGACGCAGUACGUGCCUAAGGUAUGAUUUGAACCCAGAGCAUCUGACUCCAAAUACAGUUCUCUUUAUACCUGCUGCUUCCUCCAAACUCCUCCCAGAGAAUCCAAACCAACAUUUGCAAUGCGCUUUGAGGUUUACGAAGCAUUUUUCAUAUCUCAGUUUUUAUAGCAACUCUAUGGGGUAGCUGUCAUUUUAUCCUCGUUUUACAGACGAGAAAAUUGAGUAAUGACGAUCAGGAAGGCACUGUCCUAGAUAAAAGGGAGACAUGAGGGUAAAUAUGACAUGCUCCCAUGCUAAAGGCGCUAUAUUCAGGAAAGAAGUAUAGAUGUGUAUGCAGUGAUCUACAAUGCAAAACAGAGGACGGGUUAUAAAUAUUGUGACAGAGACACUAACAAAAAUUUAAUUGAACAAAAAAAAUUUUGAGCACCUACUAUGUGCUAGGCACUGGUAUCAGGGACACAGGACUCAGUCUGUGCUUGGAGAGCUCACGGUGUAGUAGGAAAGACAGUAAGUUAGCAUUUACCCUAUAGUGUGAGAAGAGCUGUGCUGGAGGCAGGUAGCUUGUAGGGGAGCCCAAGGGGGUGUCAGGAAAGACUUAUUGCAUGUGGUGAGGGACCAACCAGAGCUGAGCAGGAAAAAAAAAAGAAACAGCAGAGGAAAAAGGGAUUGAAGCUGGAGCAGAUGACGUUAUGAUUUGGGCUUUGAAGAACUAUUAGUAGGAUUUUAAAAGGGAUUCCAGACUGCAGACUGAAACAAGGGCUAAAAAAGAGCACUUGAGAAACUGCAGUUGACUGGGUGUGACUGGAGCAGAAGGUGCUGGGAAUAGUUUCCCCCCAGUCUACAUACCUGAUUUACACUUAACCUUGGGUCUCCUAUCUUUGUCCCCAUUUUAUAGAUGAGGAAACACUGACCCAGAGAGGUUAAGUGACUUUCCCAAGAUCACAAAGCUACUUUGUUGAUUCACGUGGAUAAUCCCAAGUUUCUGACUCCCCAGGUUCAUGGCUCCACGGCCUCUAGUGGGGAGGAGCUAUUUAAAGCCAUGAGAGUGGAUAAGCUUGGAGAGAGUGUGGCCAGGUGUCGAGUGAUACCAGCUUUGGCAUCAGACUGGCAGGAUUUGAAUUGAUUUUCCAAAAGUACUGGCUGUGUGACUUUAGGCAAAUUACUUAACCACUCUGAACCUCAAUUUUAUCAGCUGUAAAAGAAGACAGUAAUAGCAACUCGCAAGGUUGUUGUGAGAAUCGUAUUACAUAAUCAUAAUGCCUAGCACCUAGCACAAAGUAAGUUUUCAAUCAGUGUAAGCUGCUAUGAUUAUUACGUUAUUUCAUUGUUUUUAUUUAAUAGAGGAUCAGAGAGAGAAAGGUAGUUUCCAAGGCCCAAGCCUUGGGUAAUAAGCAGAAUUAGGCAGUAGGAACAGGAGGAGGCAGGCCCCUGCAAAGGAAAUGAAGGAGCCACAGGACGGGGUGGGGACAGAACCAAGUUCCUAUAGAGUUGGAGAAGCCAAGGGAGAGAGUGUGGCAGGCUGCAUCAAUAGUGCCAAAUUCUGCAGGGGAAUGAGGACUGCAGAAAAGCUGCAGACAUGCCCUGGCAGUACUGUGCAGCAGUUAAGUACAGGGCUUUGGAGUCAGAACGCCCGGGUUUAAAUUCAAAUCCCAGUUCAGCCACUUACUAGCUUAUGACCUUGGACAAAUUAUUUACCCUCUCUAAACCUCAGUUCCCUCAUCUAUAAAAUGAAGAUAAUAAUAGUAUUUAUUAUUAUAAUAGUGGUUGUAAAGAUUAAAUUAGAUAAUCCACGCAAAGAGCUCAGUCCAGACGCUGGCACAUUCCAAGGGCUCAGUCAACAUUAGGUGGUGGUGAUGGUAUUAUUAUUCACGGAAGAGUCUCUCCUUCCCUGCACUAAUACUUCCAGAUGUCUCCUACUCGGGUAAUUCCUACCCCUUAGACCCCUCCCUGAACUAUGCGUCCCUCUGCCCUUGGACAUCCCUCACUGUCUCCCAAAGACAGCCUCUCUCUACAUCCAGGCCCCUGCUUCGCUCAUCUCUCGGCCCUAGGUGGAACGGAGGGGAUGAGAUCCGGAGAUGAGAGAGCCGGAAUCCUAGGACCUAUCCAGAGAGGAUAAGGAAGUGUCUGGGGCAGUGGGCUGUUCUGCCCUCCUGUCCCUCGUCCCCCAGUGCUGCCCCCAUUCUACCGCCAGAGGGCAGCAAGUGCACGAAGCAUAAGCCCUUCGGGAACCUGGUUCUCCAGCAGGUGGCGGGCGAGAGGAGGAGGUGGGAAGAGGUUAGGGAUGAUGUCCCCAGUUUGAGGUCGCUUCUGCCCUGGGCGACCCCAGCUCCACCGUUCAGAGGAGUCACUAAGAGAGCAGUGCCUGACACCUGGGUACCUGGGCUCGGUCUUGCAUCCCUAGUAGGGGAAGUAACAUGUAUAAGGGGCACAGGGGUCGUGUGCAGAGGGAGCAGGGAAAGGGUCGUCUGCGGACUCGAAAGAGAAGCUGUCAGCAGAAGAGCGAGGGUGGAAGGGGUGAAAGAAAGGAGAAAGGUCCAAGCUAGAGAAACAGGGUCGGCCACUGGUAGGGAUACUGGACCCAGCAAGGGUCCCCAUUGGAGGAAGCCCAGUGGAGCAUCUGGUCAAUGCCCCGUCGCCAGGCCGAGAGGCCCUUCGCCAGGACCAGGUCUUUCUGGAACCAGUGUCUGGACAUGGACACCCCGUCCUCUCUUCUUUUCGCCCUAGCGCCCCUUCAAGCCUCCCGAGCUCCCUAUCCCCGCCCCCGUCCUCGGCCCCGCCUCUGGGGCGGGCUCCGGGCCGGGCCGGCGCCGCCUCCCCUUCUCCGGGCCGGCCCGGCCGCACAGCCCCGAGCCACCCGGGCAACGAGCGCCGCGUCCCCGGCCUGCCCGGCCCGGCCAGGCUCGGCCUCCCCUCCCGGGUCCGCCACCCCGGGCCAUGGAACCGCGUCCCCCGGGGUCCCGCAGGAUGGACCCUGUGCAGAAGGCUGUACUGUCCCACACUUUUGGGGGACCCUUACUCAAGACCAAGCGGCCCAUCAUUUCCUGUAAUGUCUGUCAGAUCCGCUUCAAUUCUCAGAGCCAGGCUGAGGCCCACUACAAGGGUAAUCGCCAUGCCCGAAGAGUCAAAGGCAUCGAGGCUGCCAAGACUCGAGGCAGGGAGCCCAGCGUCCGGGAAGCAGGAGAUCCAGCUCCCCCAGGCGGCACGCCCCCAAGUGGAGAGGGUGUAGCCCCCCGUCCAGUGACAGUUUCCAUGGAAAAUGGACUGGGUCCAGCCCCAGGAUCCCCAGAGAAACAGCCUGGCUCCCCAUCCCCUCCCAGUGUUCCGGAGACUGGUCAGGGUGUGACCAAGGGUGAAGGGGGGACUCCAGCCCCAGCUUCCCUGCCUGGGGGAAGCAAGGAAGAGGAGGAGAAGGCCAAGCGGCUGCUCUACUGUGCUCUGUGCAAGGUGGCAGUGAACUCCCUGUCCCAGCUUGAGGCACAUAACAAAGGUACUAAGCACAAGACGAUUCUGGAGGCCCGAAGUGGACUGGGCCCCAUCAAAGCUUACCCUCGGCUGGGGCCUCCCACUCCCGGGGAACCAGAGGCCCCUGCCCAGGACCGAACCUUCCACUGUGAGAUCUGCAAUGUCAAGGUCAACUCGGAGGUCCAACUGAAACAGCCCCCCACCCACUGGUCCCUGCAGCACAUUUCCAGCCGGCGGCACCGAGAUGGCGUGGCCGGGAAGCCCAACCCCCUACUGAGCCGUCACAAGAAGCCCAGGGGCGCCGGGGAGCUGGCGGGCACUCUGACUUUCUCCAAGGAGCUGCCCAAGUCCUUGGCCGGAGGCCUGCUCCCCAGCCCCCUCGCGGUGGCUGCGGUGAUGGCAGCGGCAGCAGGCUCCCCGCUGUCUCUGCGCCCGGCUCCCGCCGCACCUCUUCUCCAGGGACCGCCGAUCACCCACCCCCUGCUCCACCCGGCCCCCGGGCCCAUCCGAACUGCGCACGGACCCAUCCUCUUCUCCCCCUACUGACCUGAACCCUGAACCCCCUCCCGUUCAAACCCCCCACCUCCAGCCGGGACCCAGGCCUCCGGGCUCCCAGUCCGUCCCUCCUCCCGGCACUCCCUGAAUGAUCUCUCUCCUUCCCCCCCACCCCGAGGUACGGGGUUCCAGGAAAGGGGAGGGGUAGCGGGGGAGGGGGGCUUCAGAAGGGGGGGAACACCCCAGAUCUCAGGGAACCCCGCCCCCUGCCCUUCCCUCUCCCCUAGAAAAGGGGGGGCUGUCUCACCCCCGGGCCCCCUUGGAGACACCCCCUCCCAAAAGCCAUGUGCAUCCAGCCCUUCCCCCCCAAACCUAGCACAAAACGGGGUUCACAAGCCAUGAUCGGGGUCCAGGGGGCAGAAAUGGAUUUUCUUGGCAAUAAGCGGACUCUGGGACUCCGGCCCCCUACCCCCAAACUGAAGCGCUUCCGUGAACACCCCCGUCCUCCGCAGGGGGAGGGGAGCAGGCGGGAUCCUGGGUCCCUCAUAAGCACUUUGGUUUUACCGCCUGCAACCUCACUGUGCCCGCCCCGCAUCACGCCCCAGCCCAGGUCUAGCCGGGCCCACGGGCAGCACUUGGUGGCAUCUCUGGCACUUGGGUGGGACCAAGUAGAUGCCCCUAUAGACCCUUCCCUCACCUUCUUCCUUCCCAGUCCGGAUUCCAUUCUUUUCACCAGCACCCAUCGCCCAAGGGGUACCAAGGGGGGCAAGGGGUGUCCAGUCCAAGCCCACCCCCGCCUCGCCUUCCGCAAAACUGUGAGCAAACAGCAAUAGAAGCCUCGCCCCCGCCCCGCCCCUUUCCGCAGGAUUUGCAGCCUGUAGCCUACCCCAUCCCAGCUCCUAGACCUCAUGGCUGUCCCCUCCCACCAGACACCUCCACUGCACAACUCGGGCGGGGUCGUGACCUCCCCACCCCACCUUGUGGUUUCCGUAUCGUCAGUCCUUCCAGCACAGACCCGGGAGGGGACAGGCCCCCACUGGCCUUCCCCUCCCCAUCAACUCUUAAUGCUUGACGAUGUAGCAAUCCCGGCCCCCAGCCCACGUCUUUCCCUUUUCCCCCUCCCUGACAAUAAAAUCUGGAUUCGUUGCCCUCCGUC
Molecule: messenger RNA, 6420 nt
Organism: Orcinus orca (killer whale)
Lineage: Eukaryota; Metazoa; Chordata; Mammalia; Artiodactyla; Delphinidae
Gene: ZNF385A
Product: zinc finger protein 385A
Exons: 7
Coding region: 4242-5315 (357 amino acids)
Cellular component (GO): nucleus
Molecular function (GO): zinc ion binding; nucleic acid binding
Source: RefSeq, a predicted model, not a curated record